Molecule: messenger RNA, 690 nt
Organism: Fimicolochytrium jonesii
Lineage: Eukaryota; Fungi; Chytridiomycota; Chytridiomycetes; Spizellomycetales; Powellomycetaceae
Exons: 1
Coding region: 1-690 (229 amino acids)
Source: RefSeq, a predicted model, not a curated record
AUGUCCGACAAUCUUCCCAGCAGUCGCCUCGAUAUCGUUCAGUAUUUACAGGCUAAGGACGAUAUCCCCUCGGUGAAGCGUAUCCUCUCGCUCCAUCCCGACAUAGAAGGAUGGCCGGAGUUCUAUAUCGGCCAACACCAGACUAACUGCUGCGUGCUCAACAUACUACUGGAAGCCGGCGUGUUACCAGAAACGCUAGCUUUGUACUGGUCAGCGCUGACCAAUAACGAUCAUCUGGUCUUGGAAUUUCUUUUGCGACACCGUGCAUCGGAUGCAGACGAGUUCUUCUUCAAAACGGCCGUGAAGAGAUCAUCAGAGGAGAUACUCAACCUGAUGGCUCGGUAUCAAGAUCCUGGGCCUUACCUUCCGGAGCUUGCACCUACCAUGGAGGAAGAAGGAGUACACUACAAAGAAGGACAUUUUGUGAAGCCAGACAGGGUAGAACCGGGCUUUCUCGACGAGCCAUGCACCGAGGACGAGGCGAGAAAAGCAGUUGAUGGAGCUGAUAGCCCAAAGGCUAUACAGCAGUUUGCACUCAUUUACCCUGAGUUGUUCUCAGAGUUUCUUCUCUCUAAACGGAAGAGGAGACCGGUCAUCAUACAGACUUUGGCCAUACUUGGAUGUCCUGGAGUAAGAUUCGAACCUCAUAUGUGCGAUGCUUACAUGAUCAUAAUAGAGCUGUGCAAGUAG